Molecule: messenger RNA, 2157 nt
Organism: Gilbertella persicaria
Lineage: Eukaryota; Fungi; Mucoromycota; Mucoromycetes; Mucorales; Choanephoraceae
Exons: 7
Coding region: 1-2157 (718 amino acids)
Source: RefSeq, a predicted model, not a curated record
AUGGAUUCCAGUACAGAAACCAGUUCUGAACAAGGCACACACGAAGCUCUUAAAGAGAGAAUUAUUGCCACCAAUAAACUAUUUAAAUACUUGGCCACAGCACGUGAUGAAAUCACGGUCAAGAAUCAAGAGAUCGAAUUCAAGACACAAGAGAUCAACAAGUUAAGAGAGACACUCAACAAUUCACUCCGUGUUGUCAAGCUACGUGAUCAAAAACAGGCAGAACUCACUCAAGAAAGUGAACGUCUCAAGUUGACCAUCAAGGAACUUGAACAUCGACUACAAGUACAAGAAAACUCACCAGAACACCAAAAAAAGCUAGAUGAACUCAACAAGAAACUUGCUACUGUACAAGACGAAAAGGCAGCACAGGAGAGUAAAAUCAUCAGCAAAGAGUCCUAUAUCAAACAAUUAGAAGCUCAAUGCCAUGAACUAAGGGAAAACCAAAAGAAACAGAUAGAAGUCAUUCACAAACCAAAACAACCAGCAGAACUCAAAAAGAAACGCGAGGAAAUCAACCAACUUCAACAACAAUUAACUACCUGUCAAACACAAAUGGAGUCCAUACAACAACAACUACAAGAGACACAGGAAGAAAAAGACAGAUUGGAAAAAGAAAAAGAGCAAUUAGAAGAAGAGGUCAUGAGCAUGAAGAUUGAUCAAGACUUUUCACAUCAUUCAAACCAAGAAGAAGUAGAUCAGUUGGGUAAACAGGUCAAGGAUUUUGAGAGCCAUUUUCAUCAGUUACGUGGUGAAUGUACAUUUUACAGGAACGAAAAUGCCUUUCUUAAACAGCAAUUGAUGCAGCUGCACACUCAACUUUCUCAAGCAGCUGGAUUAGACACGAUACUUUCUAGUCAUGAACCACACGUACCAAAGCAGGCAGUGGAAAUUGAACGUACUGAAACUGUAUCUGUUCCAACAAGUCCUAAAGAAGAUAAGACGACACUUCGUUCUUCUUCUGGUCUAGUACCACCGCCUUCUAAAGUAUUUCCCUUACCGGUCACACUCAAAAAGAAAAAGAAGACGACCAGUAAACUGACUAAGUUUGUCAAUGCAACUAAUCCAGGCAGAGUACUUGAAAACAAACCCAUUGGUACCAAACGUCCUUCCAUCUCUACUACCUAUGAACUAAACAACAAGAAGCUAAAGACAACUUCUGAGAAUUGCUUGGAACAAGCAAACAGUCUAAUAAAACAAGCUAGAUUACCUACAGAACAAGAAAUUAAGGAUAUGGGAGUGUCUCUAAUGAAAGAAAUUGACGAUUGCUAUGGUCGAAUCAAGACAAGUGCUGUGAUAGGCAAUCAUAUUGAAUUAGUGUCUUUUGGUAUACCUGACCAAUGUACACUACAACUGCCUAAAGGCAUGGAUCACCGUGAAAAGAUAUAUGCUUGGUACAUGGCUGCCAUCUAUCGAGUGUCGAGUGAAGAAUACAAUGCCUUAUUGAAAGAGCUUUCAGUCAAGAUAUCCAGUUGUUUAAAGACAAAAUCCUCAGCUUAUGCAUUCAAUGUCAUUCCCUGUCUCAUCAACGUAUCUCACAUUUGGAAAGAAGCAGGUCUUUUUACAACACACCUUAUGCUGUUUGAUACUUUCCAAGCAGCUGUUGCUCAUGUUGCCAAAAGAACAGGCACACCUGACAAUAUCAAAACGAUGUAUGAUAAGCUAAAAGAAUUGUUUGAAUGGAAUGAUUCUACUGGUAUUCCAGCGUGUAUUGACAAGACAUUUAACUAUCUCAAAGGACCAGAACUCAAACUACUAUAUCAACAAGACAAGGACUUGUUUAAACAGACCAGAUUCAAUAUCGUCAAGACCUUUGAAUUAGCCUUCUCAGUGCUUGAUAAUUGGAAUGAUCUGUUUGAUAAUUUCAUUCGAACAAGGCUAUGGUCAUUACUGGGUGGUGAAAUAACGGGUGAUAUUUCACUAGAAUUGAUUGGAGUGCUCGGUCGAUUAGGUGUCUCUCAAGAUCCUUUAAAACCUGAUAAACCUGGUGUAGCUACCCUUUUGAACUGUUUAAUACAGGUGAUGGAUAUGAAUGGUGAAGAAACAAAAGAAGACUUGACCAUCAAAUGCACUGCAGCUAGGUCAAUCAUGAAGAUUGCUGGCAAAGAUCCCAAAUACCAUGAGCAUGUACGAAAAUUUAUGGCUUCUCUUGCUUAA